UACAAAUUUAAUAAAUAAUUGCAUACGCUUCUCAAAGUACAAAUUUUAUAAUAACAGCUUAUUUAAAUUAACAAUGUUCACUAAUCGUUCACUCGAAGCUGUGAGUUUCAAUUCACAGUUGUCUACUACCAAAUCGCAACUAUCAACGAACAUUCAAACAACAGAAAUUGUUUAUAAUCAGACUCCUGCACAAGCAGUUGAAACAAGAGAUGUUGAAAUUCAAACCACUAGUGUAGAAAAGAUGAGACCAGAGAUAAACUAUGAAAAACUUGCAGAAUUUUUAAAUAAGGUUACACCAAAUGUAUUAGAAGUACUUGAUAAAGCUUAUGGAACCAAUUCAUUUGAAGAUUAUGAACCAAACACAGAAGAAAAUUCACUCACAAGCACGCAAUUUCUACAGAAGAUUCGCAGCAUGGAAUCAAAGUCCAAGAUGAAAGUGAGUGACAUGAGUUGGAGUAUUAGUGGAAGAACAUUAGCGGUUUCAUAUAGUAUUCCUUAUCACGAAACAUUGUGUUUUCACCCUUUUAAAAUACAAUUGUACAGCCAAACGAAAGAAGGUAAUUUCACAGAGGAAGACUGUAAAUCACUACCAAGUGCAUGUGUAACCUCAUUGGCUUAUCAUCCAACUAGACCAUCCAUUAUAGCAGCUGGCUUAUUCAAUGGUGAUGUUCAUCUAUGGAACUUGAAUGAUGUAUCAGUAGCACCAGUAAUAAUUUGCCAUCAUGAGGAUUCUAUAUCACAAGUGUACUGGAAAGCAGGAACUGUAAAUGUAUCAUUCCUAAUAAGCUCUAGUAAAGAUGGAUACAUUUUUAUGCAUAAAAUAGCCGUUUCUAAUAUUUCCCGUGUAUCUAAACGACUGAAAAUAGUCAAAGAAUAUAAUCCAAGAGAAAACUCAAGGCCGCGUAGCGCAGGUGGAACUCGUGAACGUGCGAUGGAAUCUGGUUUAUGUAUUACUGCCUUUGAUUUUUCCUCCAGAGAUCCCAUAUUUUUUAUUGUGGGUACUUUAUGUGGUGGAAUAUAUAAAUGUAGUUUAGAUCGUGUCGCGCCUAUCGAAAAUGAUGAAACAGUAAUGGAUCCUGUGAUAGGUGAGUAUGAAAGUCAUGAAGGUAGCAUUACAUGCAUUAAAUGUUCCCCAAUACGUAACAUUUUCGUCACGGCUGGUACGGAUAAGGAAAUUCGAAUAUAUGAUUUUGAAGAGCUCACGAGCCUACGAUCGAUUUCUUCUGAAAAUACGAUCGUAGGUUUAACGUGGAUGAUGGGAAAUCAAGACAUAUUAGCAACUUAUGGUGCUGGUUCGAACAUUAGAUUAUACAACGUCACAGAUGGUAGAUCUGUGACAAAUGUAAAUUUUGAGAAAGCUGAUAGAGAAAACACUAGCUGUUUACGUGUAAAUUUCAAGAAAGAUAUGGUAGCCAUUGGCGAUACGCAAGGAAAUAUAGAGAUUUGGAAAGUCCCAAGACAAUUAUUAUAA
This is a messenger RNA of Eufriesea mexicana, 1471 nucleotides long. Its product is annotated as WD repeat-containing protein 34. Gene Ontology annotation, molecular function: dynein light chain binding; dynein heavy chain binding. Gene Ontology annotation, cellular component: cytoplasmic dynein complex; ciliary plasm. NCBI's taxonomy places the organism in Eukaryota, Metazoa, Arthropoda, Insecta, Hymenoptera, Apidae. The transcript is spliced from 9 exons. Gene Ontology annotation, biological process: intraciliary transport. The record is from RefSeq and is a predicted model, not a curated record. The coding region runs from base 74 to 1471 and encodes 465 amino acids.